UUUUAUUCAGAUUAAUCAAUUGCAAUUUUCAGAAGCUCACACACUUCUCUAUAUAAAAUCCUGGUCUUAUUGAGUAUCCUCCACAACAAAACCAUCAUAAAAACAAGUCUGUUAUACAGAAGAAACAGAAAAACAGAAGCAACAAAAAAAAUGAAAAAUCAAAUUAUGUCCAACAUUCUUCUAAUUUCCUUUUUUCUCAUUCUUGUUUCCAAUUUUGCAGAGUCUCAAUCCUGCAGUCCUAGCGGCGCAAUUCGAGGUACAAAGCCGCCUCCGGGCCAAUGCAAUCAAGAAAACGAUUCGGAUUGCUGCAUACAAGGCAAAAUGUACACUACAUUCAAGUGUUCACCUCCGGUGACCGGAAAUACUACAGCAACAAUGACAAUUAACAGUUUUGCAGCAGGCGGGGACGGUGGCGGGCCAUCAGAAUGCGAUAAUAAGUAUCAUUCGGAUGAUGAGCUGGUGGUAGCACUUUCUACAGGGUGGUUUAAUAACAUGAGUAGGUGCUUGAAAUAUGUUAAUAUCCAUGGGAAUGGAAAAAGUGUUAUGGCUAAAGUAGUUGAUGAAUGUGAUUCUACUAUGGGAUGUGAUUCUGAUCAUGAUUAUCAGCCGCCUUGUCCGAAUAACAUUGUCGAUGCCUCGAAAGCUGUUUGGAGCGGUUUAGGAAUAUCCGAUCCUGAUGAUGUUGGAUCGUUAGAAAUCUCUUGGUCUGAUGCUUGAGUUCUUUAUAUAUGUGUACCUUCUUAUGCAAGUUACUGCUUUUCUAUAUCAGGUUGAUAUGUAUGCCCUGUAACCUCUGCUUUUGCAACUUUUAAAAAUUCAGUGUAUUUGUACUUUAA
Molecule: messenger RNA, 836 nt
Organism: Mercurialis annua (annual mercury)
Lineage: Eukaryota; Viridiplantae; Streptophyta; Magnoliopsida; Malpighiales; Euphorbiaceae
Product: kiwellin-1-like
Exons: 1
Coding region: 151-717 (188 amino acids)
Source: RefSeq, a predicted model, not a curated record